Molecule: messenger RNA, 978 nt
Organism: Ordospora pajunii
Lineage: Eukaryota; Fungi; Microsporidia; Ordosporidae
Product: protein kinase
Exons: 1
Coding region: 1-978 (325 amino acids)
Biological process (GO): protein phosphorylation
Cellular component (GO): nucleus
Molecular function (GO): ATP binding; protein serine/threonine kinase activity
Source: RefSeq, a predicted model, not a curated record
AUGCUUCAGCCAGAGGAAGGCGAGAUACUUGCCUCCCAAAAAUUCACACAAACAACCAUGGAGUAUGAAAUAAUCAGGACAGUGGGCGAAGGCACGUUUGGGCAGGUACUCCUUGCAAAAAGAAACAGACGACGAUAUGCAUUGAAGAAAGUCAACAGGGUAGAGGACGGAAUACCAAUAACAACAAUAAGGGAAAUCCAGGCACUGAGGGAUAUGCGCCAUCCAAACAUCAUCAGGCUGAUUGAGCUCGUGGUGCACUCAGGAAAAAUAUACAUGGUGUUUCCAUAUGUGCAUUAUGACCUCAACAAGUUUAUCAGGAGCAAAAAGAUGGAUACUGCCGAUAUCAGGCAUGUGUUCCUGCAGAUAGCAAGAGGAAUAUGCUACAUGCACAGCAAAGGAAUAAUGCACAGAGACCUGAAAAGUGCAAACAUUCUGGUGGAUCAGAGCUUGAAUGUGAGCAUAGCGGACUUCGGAAUGGCAAGGCAUGCAACAAAUUCAGGAAUGUAUACGCCGGGAAUGGUGACUCUUUGGUACCGGGCACCUGAGAUUCUGCUGGGACUCCCAAACUACACAUAUGCAGUGGAUGUGUGGUCGAUGGGGUGUGUUCUGGUCGAGAUGUACCUAGGGAGUAUGCUUUUCCAGGGAAGCACCGAGAUUGCUCAGCUCGAGAUGAUCAUCCAUGCAUGCGGAUCAAUAAACGAAAAGACAUACCCAGGAAUCAAGGGCAUUGCAGGAAUCCACAGCUUCAAGCUGCCGCAAUCGCCGAGGCGAAUAGAAAGCAUAAUGGAAAAGCACGAUGCAUCAGCAGUAGAAAUAGUCAGCAGAAUGCUAUGCGUUGAUCCGUGCAAACGAAUAACGGCGGACGAAGUCCUUGGGAACAAAUACUUGAGCUCUGAGCACCUGAGAGAACGCUUCGAUGAUGAAAAAGAGCAGGAUGCCGAACAUAAACGAAGAGCCACAAAUAGAACAAAUAAAUAG